Molecule: messenger RNA, 3116 nt
Organism: Astyanax mexicanus (Mexican tetra)
Lineage: Eukaryota; Metazoa; Chordata; Actinopteri; Characiformes; Acestrorhamphidae
Gene: ghdc
Product: GH3 domain containing
Exons: 11
Coding region: 92-1972 (626 amino acids)
Cellular component (GO): cytoplasm
Molecular function (GO): acid-amino acid ligase activity
Source: RefSeq, a predicted model, not a curated record
CUGGGCUUGUUUUUGUUUGGAGUGUAUUUAUAUACGGGGUCUGGUUGGUGUAGCUGGGGUUUAGAGGGGUUUAGAGGGGGUCAGUGGGAUUAUGUCACUGAGGAGGGGUCUGCUGUGGGCGCUGCUGCUCUGUUUCACUGCUGUUCUGAGCGCAGCUGGAGCCGCUGUAUCACCUGAUUUUGUGCCCGCCGCUCUGGUUGUCAUGUCCCUGAGUGGAGGGGUUCUCCUGUGGAGAAACGUAAGCCUGCAGCUGAAGGCCAGGAGCCGGACGGUAUGGAGUCUCUUGAAUCAGUACCUGGCUGUCAGGUUUGUGACCUGGUUGGGUAAAAGACAGAGAGAGAAACUGGAGAAAGACACACUGGAUAUCCGGCGAGUGCAGGAGGAAACGCUGCUCAAACGACUGAGCAAAAACGCAGACACGCUGUACGGGAGGCAGUUCGAAUUCAGCUCCAUUAAAGACUCUGAAGAAUUCCGCCGGUGUCAUCCAGUCACGGUGUACGAUCACUAUCGGGAGCUGGUGCAACAGGUUUCUUCAGGAGCGGAGAACGUGCUGAUUACAGGCAGGCCACUUAUCCUGGCUAUGACAUCUGGAACAUCUGGAAGCAGCAACAUGCUCUUGAGCACCAAAGACACCAGCACUGACUUCUUCCUACAGGGUGUGUGUGUAGGUGUGGAUGCCAUGAGGAAAGCUUUCCCAGGUUCCCUGAGCCUCCAGAGGACCCUAAAGCUGUUCUACUCUCCCACUGUACGCCACUCUGAGGGAGGGAUACCUAUCGGACCCAACUCCUCCACCCCCACCUCGUCUAAACACAUGCUCCACCUCUACACCACUCCAGCUCCAGCGUUCCAGGUACUGAAUGAGAGGGACGCUUUAUAUCUCCAUCUGCUGUUCGCCCUGAAAGACCCCCAUGUUGGUACUAUAGAAUCCAACUUCUGCUCAUCUGUGUUCUAUGCCUUCAGAGCGCUGGAGGAGCGGUGGGAGGAGCUGGUUGAUGAUGUAGAGGUCGGUGGGAUCAGUAGGACAUUGGAACUGGAUGGUCAAGUGAGGCUGGCUCUGGAGAAACUGCUGAGACCUGACCCAGGCAGGGCUUCAGAACUCCGGGCUCAGUUCAGUGAAGGCUUCCAGGGCAUUGCUCUUAGGGUUUGGCCUCAUUUACACCUGGUGCUGGCAGUGGACUCUGGAUCCAACCACAUUUAUGGAGAUUUACUGAGACAGCACUACUGCAAAGACCUGCCUUUCUACUCUCUGUUCUAUGCUGCUACUGAAGGUUUAAUAGGUGUGAACCUGUGGCCUCUAGAAGAGAAAAGGCAGUAUCUGCUCUGUCCUCGCUCCAUGUUCUGCGAGUUCCUGCCCGAGGAGGAUUUAGACUCUGAGCAGUUUCAGACUCUCCUUAUGCACCAAGUAGAAGAAGGAAAAAACUAUGAGCUGGUCAUCACCAAUGCAACUGGACUGUACAGAUAUCGCAUUGGAGACAUUGUGAAAGUAGCCGGGUUCCACAACCAGUGUCCAGUGGUGGAGUUUCUCUAUAGGCGUGGUCAGAUGUUGAACGUGCGAGGUGAGAAAGUGUCGGAGGCUAUGUUUUUGGGGGCUCUGAAGAAUGCUGUAUCUCAGUGGCCCGGUGCAAAACUGGUGGACUACUGCUGCGCUGAGAGUGGCAUCCUGGGAGACUCAUCAGGAGGAGCUCAGCCUCAUUACCAGGUGUUUCUGGAACUGAAGGGGGUCAGAAACCUCACUGAAGAGCAGAGAUAUAAGUUGGACUGCUGUCUUCAGACGGACUCGGCCGUCUACAGGUCCUUCAGGAUCAAGGGGAGCAUUGGGCCAAUGAGAGUGCAGCUGGUCAGCCAGGGGGCAUUCGAAGAACUGAAAGGUCACAUGGUCUCCUUCUCCAACACCUCCAAUACGUUUAAAAUGCAUCGCGUCAUUCGCAAGAAGGAGUAUGCAGACUUCCUGCUGGGGAAAACGGUUUCUUGAGAAACGCUGGGAUGACCAGUGUUACCGGAACAGUGCCUGACUCUGCUGGGUGUGGCCAAGUCAGUAGCAGGUUGGGAUGAUGGACCAGUCUUUUUUUAUUUUAUGAUCUUGCUUACGCUUAGUUCAGGCCUAAAAUAUGAGAGGAGAAUGAUGAAAUUGGCCCGAGGUCAUUAUAACACAGCUAAAUCAGUUGGAUGUAUGGCUGAAUUUAAAUGCAAGUCUUAACUUUAACCACCAGAGAGCAGCAAAUACAGCAAAUAUUGCUUAUUGAAGAGUCUGGACAUUUCAAAAUAGGAUGGUUUAUAUUCAUAUUUUGAAUAUUUGUGGUAAAGAAAUUCUCUCGAUAUUGAUUUAUUACUGAAAUUAAAAUGGAAAGUUAUGUAUGCAAAUACUUUUUUGUAUAUUUACAUAUUUAUAAAGCUCUGGGAAAAAUGAAGAGACCAUUUCAGUUUCUGAAUCAGUUUCUCUGAUUUUGCUAGUUAUAGGUAUAUAUUUGAGUAAAAUGAACAUUGUUGUUUUAUUCUAUAAACUACAGACAACAUUUCUCCUAAACUCCCAAAUACAAAUAUUGUCAUUUAGAGCAUUUAAUUACAGAAAAUGAGAAAUGGCUGAAAUAACAAAAAAAGAUGCAAGGCAAAGUUCAGAAAUCAAUAUUUGGUGGAAUAACCCUGUUUUUUAAUCACAGUUUUCAUGCUUCUUGGCAUGUUCUCCUCCACCAGUCUUACACACUGCCACUCCUGGUGCAAAAAUUCAAUCAGCUUGGUUUGAUGGCUUGUGAUCAUCCAUCCUAAUCUUGAUUAUAUUGGAGGUUUUCAAUUUGGUAAAAUCAAAGAAACACUUCAUUUUAAGUGGUCUCUUACUUUUUUUUCCAGAGCUGCCUUUGCCAUUUUAAAAUGCCUUACAUUUCUUUAAAAUAGAAUCUAUAUGCUUAUUACUUAUUAUUUAAAGAAUCUGUAUCCUACAUUUUCUCUGUUUUCUUCCCUGUGAGAUCCACUUAUAAUUCUCCUGUGUUUUUUUUUUAUCUUUAAAAAGGUUCAUAACUUAAUUUUGCAUUUUCUAACCUUUUUGUGUCCAUUAGAAUUUAACAGUUGUUUUCGUUACUGUGCCUUUAAGACUGAUCUCAGAUAAAUGAGCUCUGCUCUGA